Rotaria sordida is the source of this 981-nucleotide messenger RNA. NCBI's taxonomy places the organism in Eukaryota, Metazoa, Rotifera, Eurotatoria, Philodinida, Philodinidae. The record is from the annotation of a GenBank genome assembly.
AUGAUAAAAUGUAUCAUUUUGAUAUGUGGUCCACCAGCAUGUCUUAAAUCAACACUUAUACAAAUACUUCAAUUACUAUUUAAUCAUUAUCAAAUUUUAAAUCUAGAAUUUUUUUGUAUAAAAAAAUUUUAUGAAAUUUUCAAUAGAAAAAAACAAGAAAAUAUAUAUAAUUUCCUUUCAUUUGAUGAUUUAUUUUUUAAUUAUGAAAAUGAUAUUAUAGAAAAUGAAUCGAAUUGGAAAUUAUAUCGUUUAUUAAUUGCUAAUGAAAUUGAAAAUUAUAUUUUAUCACGUAUAGAAAAAAAUUCAUUAAUUAAUUUAAAAUAUUCAUCACAAAUACUUAAUCGUCUUUAUGAAUCAUUAAAAAAUUUACAUCAUAAUAGUAUUCUAAUUAUUGAAGAUAAUUUUUAUUAUUCAAGUAUGCGUCAUCGUUAUCAUCAAAUAGCUCAAAGAGCAGAAAUUGGUUUUGCAAUAAUACAUCUUUAUUCAAAUAUAAUUAUUGCACUUGAACGAAAUCAAAAACGUCAUAUAUCUAAACGUGUUUCAAAUAUUUCAAUAGAAAAUAUUUAUUCAAAAUAUGAUUUAUCAAAUGAUGAUUUAAUAAUUAAUACAACAAAUCAAGGUUUAACAUGUGAACAUUUACAUCAAAUUCUUCAACGUAUUAAACAAGCUUGUAACAAACCAGAACAACAAUUAAAUUUAAUUGAUAAUAAUGAACAACGUCGUUUAGCAACAGAAAUUAAUCAACAAAAUAUAAUUUAUCAAAUUGAUCAAAAAUUAAGAAAAUUUAUUUCAAAAUAUUUAAAAGAAGAAUUCUUAAAUAAUGAAAAAUUUCAAAUAAUAAAUGAAAAAAAACUAUAUGCUGAAAUGAUUAAUAAUAAACGACAAAUAUUUUUAGAAUUAAUAAAGCAUAAAUUAAUUUUAUUCAAUAAUAAUGAAGAUAUAGAAAAUUUAUUUGAACAGUUUUUAAAAGAAAAUAUUUAA